Molecule: messenger RNA, 3528 nt
Organism: Saccostrea echinata
Lineage: Eukaryota; Metazoa; Mollusca; Bivalvia; Ostreida; Ostreidae
Product: homeobox protein 2-like
Exons: 4
Coding region: 1-3528 (1175 amino acids)
Biological process (GO): negative regulation of peptidase activity
Molecular function (GO): serine-type endopeptidase inhibitor activity
Source: RefSeq, a predicted model, not a curated record
AUGCUUGAUAAGGCUUUCAAUCCAAGAGAACCAAAGGGAUCAAUAUGCGAGCUACCACCUGACGCAGGCUCAUGUUUCCACGCCACUCUUCUACGCUAUUAUUAUGACGAGGAGACAGAAAGCUGCAAGAUAUUUUAUUACAGCGGUUGUCAAGGAAACGAGAAUAAUUUCGUCUCCGGAGAGGCCUGCAAGACAAAAUGCGAGGCGUUAACCAUUGAACCGUUACCUGCCGGAUCCAACCAAGGAUCAGGAUAUCAAUGGAAUGAUCCAGGGACCGGAACUAGCCCCGGAAAUAGCUGGAACUCUCCAAACUCUCCAGCUCCUACCAAAAGUGUUAACUGGAAUAAUCCUAGACCCACCAACGUAGUGAACCGAGGGUGGGGCAGUCAUUACAAAAAUAACAAUAAUAAUCAUCACAAUAAUCAUCCCAAUAACAAUAGACCACCAAACAACGCACCACCAAGGCAAGGACCGCCACAACAGUAUGACUUCAACAGUGGAAAUCCACACAAUAGGAACCCUCACAACAAUCACGAUCACCACCAAAAUAACCAUAAUAACAAUCCGCAGAGAUACAAUACACCAAAUCAUAAUUAUAAUCCAAACAACAAUAACCAGCAUUCAACUCACUCUGCUCAUAGUGGGGGAGGGGGUAGCUCAUUAACCUUUGUUGAGAACGACCCAAAUAAUCAAAGACCCAACAACCUUCCACCCGGGGUAAAGACUCCGGAAUUGAGAGAAUACAACGGUAAUUCUCCCUGGAACAGUGGAGGUUGGAAUAAAAAUAAUGGAUGGAAUCCAAACCAUAAUGUCAACAGUGGAAACAAUAACAGUGGUGGAAGUUCCUGGCGAUCCAAUGAGACUAGAAAUCCUCCAAACCAAGGCAGUGAUAAUAAUAACGGAUGGAACAAUCCGGGCAACCAAGGGGGAAGUGGAGGAGAUCCUUGGAAUCACUCGAUGUCGUUUAAAAGAAGAGUGGGAGCACAACAUAAUAAUCGUCAUUCUAAUAAUGCUGAUCCAUCAGCUGCAGGCUCUGAUACAAAUCUGCCGAACAACCAUGCGUCAUGGCAAAGACCAUCAAAUGGAUCGCCAUGGGGUACAUCCCAGUCAAAUAGCUGGAAUUCUCAUGGUGGAAACAACCAAAUGGGCCCGAUGUCUCCUGGUGCUCAUCUCAGACGACCAUUUGGGGACAAUCCCUACGGGUUUCAAAUUCAGACAACCACAUUGGAGGAUGAUAUCAUUCUCACCACUCCAACUCCCCCGGAAACAACUCCGCCUUAUAAUUACAACUAUAAUCAACCAUCACAAGCAAGUGAUAAACACAAUCAUAUCUACAACUGGGAUAGCCCCCCAAAUCAACCACCCACUAACAAUCCUCCUAACACUGUACCCAAAACUCAUAACAGGAAUGACCCUCCCUACUCUCUCCCAAACAAUGGUCAACCGUUUCCACCAAAGAAGAGUAAUAACUUCCAAAAUCAGCGUGUCAAACCGCCUCCACCUGAACCAAGUUAUAACUAUCAGCAAUUUGAUCAAAGCAAUACAAACCAGAAAAAGUCAUCCAGAAGAAAGUUUGCACCAGACUGGUUCCAGCCUGACGAGAGGUCUUCCUUUAAUCAGCAGAGUCCUAAUCCCCCUACAACCACUCCAUCACCCCCACCCCCUCCUAGUCACAAUCUUCCUCUUCCAGAGAAAACAUCCUGGGAUAACAUGUUUCGAAGAAAAAAUGAAAUGACAGCAGACAUUAAGCAGGCAGAACCGACACAGGUAGCGACGUAUGAUUUCGAAGUUGGUUCACCUGCUAAAUCAAAUGUCGACAGUGGAAGGCACCAAACUCAUAGUCAUGAGCAGACAGCUAGAACAGAGAAAAACACACCAAAGCAAAUUGAAAGCAUCGGUGCUUCAAAUCCAAACGUGAAUCAAUAUGAUUUUGAAGCAAAUGCCGGACCAGUAUAUGAAGACGAAAGUAAAAGGCAACAUCAUCAAACAGCAAAUAUUCCUCAAGAUUCCAAUCAUAAUGUAAACAAUUAUGAUUUCCAAGCUAAUUCAAAUGUUGCAUCAGAAGAAUCAAAUUUCCGCAAAGUAAGGGGAAAUACUAAAUCAAAUCAGGACUUUCGACGAGAAAAUGCCAAAAGAAUGUUUGAUUUGCACCUACAGAAAGGGGAUACAACCGUUGAUAAUUCUCAGAAGCAAAAAGAAUACGUUCAGCCCACGAACUCUCCAGUCAAUUCUCGAAUGACCUCAUUCAAUAACGUGCAGCAACCAUCUCAUGAAAAUCAAUCAGGUAGACAGGAAAUGAGUGGACAUAGCGAGAGAACAAAUAGUAAUUUCGAUAACUUUGUGAAAUCAAAACAAAACAAUCUAGAAGCUUCUAAUAACAAUGGAUGGAAUAAUCCUGUUAGUAGUUUCGAUUCUUUCUUGAAGCCAAAUCCUCAUGGAUCAACAUCUAGUUCAUCUUCUGAUAGAAAUUUCAACUCUAUCUUGAAUUCUCAUAAAAAUGACAUACCGACAUUUGAUAAUUCUCAGGGACAUGAGUUAAAGAGGACCAGUGCUGAACAUAAUCCAAUUCAAAACAUUAAUUCUAACAACAAUUUCGACGGUUUUCACAGAAGAAAUACAAAUGAUAUACCGAAAUCUGAAAGUUCUAAUGGACGUGAACUGAACAGAAACAGUGCUGAACAUAAUCCAAUUCCAAACAUUAAUUCUAACAACAAUUUCGACGGUUUUCGCAGAAGAAAUACAAAUAAUAUACCGAAAUCUGAAAAUUCUAAUGGACAUGAACUGAACGGACACAGUGCUGAACAUAAUCCAAUUCAGAACAAUAAUCCUCACAACAACUUCGACGGUUUUCGCCGAGGAAAUUCAAAUGAUGUACCGAAAUCUGGAAGUUCUAAUGGACAUAAACUGAACAGAAACAGUGCUGAACAAAGCCCAGUUCAAAACAAUAAUCCUCACAACAAUUUCGACGGUUUUCGCCGAAGAAAUUCAAAUGAUAUACCGAAAUCUGAAAAAUUUCAAAGACAUGACCAAACCAGAAACACUGCUGAAUAUAAUAAAAUUCAAAACACUAAUCCACACAACAAUUUCGACAGAUUUCGCCAAAGAAAUAAAGCACAUGAUCCCAAUUAUAAAAACCACGGAGACAAAUCAUUGAUGCAAAAUGAGCACCAUACUGCAGAGUUCAACACUGUUGGUGACAAAAAGCAGCAACUAAAAGUCAUGGAGCAUACAGGAGCAAAUAGCAACUCACAUUCGCAUGUACAGCAAAGUCAUACACAAGUACCAGUGCAGACUGAGAGACAUGUUGAUCAUAAUAGCAUGUAUCAAAUAGCCAGUUCUCCUCAAACUCAGUCGGAAACAAGUCAGGACACAUCACGUCCCAGAAACGUAUUUGAUUUAUCGGGAACUCAUACUGCUCAGUAUCGACCAACACAAGCACCUACCAGACAAACAGUAUUGUCAGGUGGAAAUCAUUAUGCAGAGGUUUCACCUUCCCUAGGGGCACUCAAACGACCACUUGCAGAAUAA